GUGUGCCUAGCAAAGGUGAAUGUCGACUAUGCAGCCGAUUUAGCGAUGGACUACGAAGUGCGUGCAGUACCAACAGUGAUCGCGUUCAAGAACGGUGAAGAAGUGGGGCGAUUCGAGGGUGAUCAUGGAGAUGCGCAUUUGGAGGAUUUUAUUAAUGAGCUGUUGACAUCGUGA
Molecule: messenger RNA, 174 nt
Organism: Anisakis simplex (herring worm)
Lineage: Eukaryota; Metazoa; Nematoda; Chromadorea; Rhabditida; Anisakidae
Source: the annotation of a GenBank genome assembly